AUGCAAGAAUUGCCGCAAAAAAUGGAAAAGACAUUUGCAAAUACUCAAUUCGAUUUGAAUCCUAAUUUAUCAUUCGAUAAUUACGCUAAGAUUACAACUGAAUCAUUCGGUUUGUCUCAACAAAAAACUCAAUCGUUAAUUAAGCAAGAUAAUCCAAUAUCACAAGUUUCAAUUGCAAAGCCAUUACCGCAAAAUCCUUCACGAUUAUUGUCAUCAUCGUUUACUGCGACAUUAUCGUCAUUAUUAUUAUCACCAUCAUCAACACCAUCAUCAUCAGUUCCUAUUGCUGCUCCAUCUAUUGCCUUAGGCAAUACCGAAUCUCGAUCACGAGUUCCGAUACGACAAACUUCAUCUAAUUUGCUAUGGUUCAACGAUACACUUCCUCCAUUUAAUUGCUCGCAUGAUUUCCAACAAAUUGCAAUGGAAUUUCAGCGCAAAUUCCCCGCGCAAACAGCACGAGAUAUUCGAGAAAAACGAUUAGGAGAAAUGAUUAAACGAAAAUUGAUUGAUUGUGAUCAUAAAACAAAAAAAAAUCAUUGGCAAAAUAUGAUAGAAUUAUUAGCAAAAGCAAAAAUUUCACCAAGUGAAGAGGAAGAAUGUAGUAAUGGACUAGUGCAGGAGCGUAUUGCAUGCCUUAACUUAUUAUCCUAUACGUGUCAAUUUAUUAAGCGUGACUACACGUUUCGUUUGAUACCUGCUCGUGUUAUUAUCCAAGAAGCGCGAAUAAUUGAAGAUGGUGUUACAAAAUGCGUAAAAGUUAUACGAUUAGUCAAAAAGCAUAACCAACCUAGAAAAUUUUAA
Molecule: messenger RNA, 801 nt
Organism: Brugia pahangi
Lineage: Eukaryota; Metazoa; Nematoda; Chromadorea; Rhabditida; Onchocercidae
Source: the annotation of a GenBank genome assembly